GUAUCCUCUCACAGCUCAAGAAAGAGAUUGCAGAAUUGUCUCUGCAGCGAGACCUUGCUCAGUUUGAGGUUCAGGAUUUGCACCGAUUGGUUGUGGAUCACAAAUCUUCAACUGCACAGGUGGAUGCAUGCAGUGAUUACCCUAAACUUUGUGUGCGAGGUUCAUGGGAACUCAAGAACCCAAUUUUAGAUACUCAAAACCGAGCAGAUAAUGAGUAUUUGGAUGUUGGUAUCUUAACAAUUGAUUCAUGUCAAUAUUCAGAUCAACACAGUAGGAGUGACUUAGAUGGGCAUAUGAUCCACAUUCCCGACUUCGAAGAGAACUCUUUACUCUCAGACCCCUCUUCACAGCUCUCAAUUCGGAUAUCUCACUCCAGGAGAAAUAGAAUAUGUCCAGAGGACAUUGGAGAGUACACUGAUGAAAAUUCUGAGGACUUUUGCAGAGAAGUACGCUGCAUUGAGAUGGAAAAGCCGAACUCGAACUGCCAUGGAAAUGGUGGUAUGUCAUCAGUGGAGGAGACAGCAGGCAUCUCGGACUAUAUUGUGGUUGAGGAAGGUGAUGUAGAAAAAGAGAAAUUGGGAUCACCAACUUUGGAGAAAGCUAGACAGUUAGCGUCCAUCAAGAAUAUGUAG
This is a messenger RNA of Eucalyptus grandis, 632 nucleotides long. RefSeq lists its product as uncharacterized. The transcript is spliced from 2 exons. Bases 294 to 632 code for a protein of 112 amino acids. Lineage: Eukaryota; Viridiplantae; Streptophyta; Magnoliopsida; Myrtales; Myrtaceae. The record is from RefSeq and is a predicted model, not a curated record.